AUGAAAAAACUAACAAUAAAUUCUCAAAUAACUUUGGAACCUACAUAUCUACCCUCUCCAUCUCCACAACCGCACUUACCGCACAAGUCACCAUCCCAUCAGUACACAAUCACUCCAUCACCUUCUCCGUCUCCACAACCGCACCAGUCAUCAUCCCAUCGGUACACAAUCACUUCAUCACCUUCUCCAUCUCCACAACCGCACCAGUCAUCAUCCCGUCGGUACACAAUCACUCCAUCACCUUCUCCAUGUCCACAACCUUACCAGUCAUCAUCCCGUCGGUACACAAUAACUCCAUCACCUUCUCCAUCUCCACAACCGCACCAGUCAUCAUCCCAUUGGUACACAAUCAUUCCAUCAUCCUCUCAUUCUUCACAGCCGCACCAUCCAUCUUCCAUAAUGCAAUCAUACACUUCUUCAUAUCAAACAUCGACAUUUACUAGUAGUGAUUCAGACCAUAUUUCUUCAAAUUCAUUGCCAUUGUGUAAUGCAACAGAAACAGUUAUUAACGAAGAAUGUACAUAUUCUUUGGAACCUCCAGUAAUUAGCGUUCCAUCACCGCCCCAUUCCUCAACAUCUAAUUACAUGCAGGGUGCUUUAAAAGACUUUAUUAUUUUUACUAAAAAAUAA
Molecule: messenger RNA, 630 nt
Organism: Parnassius apollo (apollo)
Lineage: Eukaryota; Metazoa; Arthropoda; Insecta; Lepidoptera; Papilionidae
Source: the annotation of a GenBank genome assembly